Clarias gariepinus (North African catfish) is the source of this 2002-nucleotide messenger RNA. RefSeq names its product 5'-nucleotidase, cytosolic IB b (gene nt5c1bb). Gene Ontology annotation, cellular component: cytosol; cytoplasm. Gene Ontology annotation, molecular function: nucleotide binding; magnesium ion binding; 5'-nucleotidase activity. NCBI's taxonomy places the organism in Eukaryota, Metazoa, Chordata, Actinopteri, Siluriformes, Clariidae. Bases 135 to 1217 code for a protein of 360 amino acids. The transcript has 6 exons. Gene Ontology annotation, biological process: nucleotide metabolic process; adenosine metabolic process. The record is from RefSeq and is a predicted model, not a curated record.
GGCGCUGCUACUUCCUGACUCUCUCUCUCUCACACACACACACACACACACUCUCUCUCUCUCUCUCUCUCUCUCUCACACACACUCUCUCUGGGGGAAGUGAGUCUGUGCCGGCGGUGUGUGUGUGUGUGGUGAUGAUGAGUGUGAGGGAGGUGAAGGUGAAGGUGGGAGAUGAAGACGAGCCGGACUGGGAGGCGGCCAAGGCAGCGUUCAACAACCUGAGGAGUCGAAAACCCAGACCUCCGAAGCCCAGCAAUGCGAUCACGAUCGCCGUUUCGUCGCGGACUCUGUUCGACAUGGUGGAGGAGAGAAAGAUCUACGAGGAGCAGGGCAUGGAGCAGUACGUCAGCUACAACGAAAAACACGAGAACGAGCCGCUCAAACCCGGAGCAGCCUUCCCCUUUGUUAAGGCUCUGAUGACGGUGAACACUCGUCUGAGGGAGCUCUACCCUGACAGCGAGGAGCUUUUCGAUAUCGUACUAAUGACUAAUAACCACGCCCAGGUGGGGGUGCGGCUAAUCAACAGCAUCAAUCACUACGAUCUGCUGAUCGAGAGGUUUUGCAUGACGGGAGGUAAGAGUCCAGUGGGUUACCUGAAGGCGUACCUGACAAACCUGUACCUGUCCAAAGACUCGGGGAAAGUGAAGGAGGCCAUCGAGGAGGGCAUCGCCGCAGCCACGCUGUUCACUCCGGAUAAGAAAAUGGAGCUGAGUGAGACGCAGCUCAGGGUGGCGUUCGACGGAGACGCCGUGCUCUUCUCAGACGAGUCGGAGAUCAUCGUUAAACAGCAGGGACUCGAUGAGUUCUUUGAGCAUGAGAAGGCGAAUGUGAACACACCCCUAGCUCAGGGUCCUCUGAAGUGCUUCCUGGAGGCGUUGGGGAAACUGCAGAGGAAGUUCUACUCUAAAAACGAGCGUCUGAACUGUCCCAUCCGCACCUUCCUGGUGACGGCGCGCAGCGCGGCCAGUUCCGGGGCUCGGGUGUUAAAAACUCUGCGCAGCUGGGGACUGGAGAUCGACGAGGCGCUGUUCCUCGCCGGGGCUCCCAAAGGUCCUCUCCUGGAGAAGAUCAGACCACACAUCUUCUUUGACGAUCAGAUGUUCCAUGUGGAGGGAGCGACGGAACUCGGCACCAUCGCCGCACACGUGCCUUACGGGAUCGGACAAAAAUAUCACAAAGGGGAGCUGAUCAAGAAGGUGGAGGAGAAAAAGCAGUGAGAGUGUGAGAGCGCUGAGGCUCAGGAGGCCACAGGCUGAUGAUCAAAGAGCACUUCAGUUCAUUUAUCAAUCAAUCAGUCAAAAGUUUUACAGUGUGAUAGUUAGUAUGAUAAACACAGUUACCUUUACAAAUCUGAUAUCAGAAAUCUGAUCUAAAGUUUACCAGCGUUACACAAACACUGUCCUGGUCAUGUAAAAAGAGGCUAGAGUUAGGAGGCGGAGUCAGGAGGUGGGAGGAGUUAGGUUGAGGUGAGGGGUGUGGUGAGAGCUUUACUUUAAUGUAUCUUCUGCAUUUUAAACUUUAUUUACAUUAUUAUUAUUAUAAACCGGAUAGGGUGUGGUGUCAGUGUGGGGGUGGAGUCAGUAUAAGGGGUGGAGUUGGGAUGAGGGGUGUGGUUAAGCAGACAUGUAUGUGUGUUAAACCCUGAGAAUGUUCUUAGCGGUGUGGACUCGAGUCACAUGACUAGGACUUGACUUUAGCAGGAGUCAGAAUGAGACUUUACACUCGAGUGUGACAGUGACUGUUUAAUGACAGUGCGCGAGUGUGAGUCAGUAUUACAGUGCCUUCUAGUGGUGAUCAGGAGGAGCGCGGCCUCACAUGUGGGUCGCCCCCUACACCUACCCUCACUCCACCACAGAGCGGAGCCUAUCCCAGGAGACUUAGGGCACGAGACAGGAUACACCCUGGACAGGGUGCCAAUACAUCACAGGGCGGGCACACACACACACACACACACACACACACACACACACACACACACCUGUCUGCACUUUUAAAUAAAGGU